Messenger RNA from Camelina sativa (false flax), 1352 nucleotides. NCBI's taxonomy places the organism in Eukaryota, Viridiplantae, Streptophyta, Magnoliopsida, Brassicales, Brassicaceae. The record is from RefSeq and is a predicted model, not a curated record.
UUUUUUUUUUUGAAUUUCGAUAUAUGUUCUGUUUUAAACCUUCGAUUAUAUCGCCUGAUGGAUUCUGUCAUACAUGAUAAAUACGUUUCAAUUUGACGAGCAUUACCCUCUUGCAUGCAUAUUCUUACUGUUAAUAACUUUCAGUUCUUGUCUUCUAGUACUUCUCAUUUGAUUACUCUUUUAAGUUUUUUCUUGAUCCCUUUCGAUUAUAUCGCCUGAACGUUACAUUUUUUUUCUUUCUUCUUACUGUUUAAUCACUUUUAGCUCUUGUCUUCUAGUACUUCUCAUUUGCUUAGUAAUUAAAGUAUUUUCUUGAUCCCUUUCGAUUAUAUCGCCUAAUGGAUUCUGUCACACGUUUCAAUUUAACGAACGAAUUACCCUCUUGCAUGGAUUCUGACGGUUACUUUCAGUUCUUUUCUUCUUCUCAUUUUAAUUAGUCUUAAAUUUUCAUUUUUUAGUUUUUAUUUUCAAAAAAGGGCCAGGGCUUAAAAGUUAAAAGGAAGUAAGAAUUAGUUAUUUCUCAACUUUGAAUCUUUAAGUUGAAUUUUUAAUCUCCCGAUGAAAGCUCAAAUCUGAUUAUGCUAGAUGCUUCAUGAGAUUCCGUUCCUACAAGAAAGGCUAUGCUUUUGCAAAUAUAUGUGGCAAUGAAGGCUAUGCCUUGGUACACUCUUCUUCCAACUGUCUCUGAGUAUAUGAUCGAGCAUGGUUGGACCAAAUGUUACUCCACACUUGACCAUUUCAACUGGUUCCUCUGUUUCCUCUACAUAGCUAUCUAUCUUGUUUUAGUUGAGUUUGGGAUUUAUUGGGUUCACAAAGAGCUUCAUGACAUUAAAUUUCUCUAUAAGCAUCUCCAUGCGAUCCAUCAUAUGUACAACAAGCAAAACACACUCUCUCCAUUUGCCGGGCUAGCAUUGCAUCCGUUGGAUGGGAUACUUCAAGCUGUACCGCACGUGAUAGCGCUGUUUAUAGUGCCGAUUCAUCUUAUAACACAUCUGAGUCUUUUGUUCAUAGAAGCGAUAUGGACAACAAACAUCCAUGACUGCAUCCACGGCAACAUCUGGCCUAUAAUGGGUGCAGGAUACCAUACCAUACACCACACGACGUACAAACAUAACUAUGGUCAUUAUACCAUAUGGAUGGAUUGGAUGUUUGGCUCUCUUAAGGAUCCUCUCUGACUCUUAGAAGAAGACAGUUACAAGGAGAAAACACAAUAAUGAGAAUGUUCAAAAGUUCACAUCUUUCUUCUUCUUCCUAUGUUUGAAUAUUCUUCUCGUGACUCUUAAACCUUUCAAAUCACUUUUGUUGGAAUUAGAAACAUAUGACCAGCAUAAUUUGAUGCAAAGUUUCUGACU